GUACAACACGAGUACCUAGGUAUCGAUAAGGAUGUCUUGGGUUACACCUUGCUUGCCCCUCUGUGCAGGACGAUGACGGAAGGCUUGGAAUUUUGAAUUAUUAACGUAAAUGUUUCCUUUCAUUCCUUCGAUUUAUUUAUUUAAACCCCACCAUCAACACACACCUCUCUCUUCGCAGCCAUGCCUCCUAAGAACAAAGGUGGAGGCACACGAGCCAAAGCUUCCGAAUCAGCAAAACAAGAACCUCCGAAACAACCCCAGACCAUCCGAGAGCGAGAGUGGCAGUGGUACUACGACACCAACCCAUACCAAAAAGCAUACGAGGAGCUCGGGCUCCGGGGAAUGACCCCAGCGGAUCGACAAUCUUAUCUUAACCAACCGUACCUAAAACCAGGCGCCGCUAAGACAUUGUCGAACAAAGCGCAAAAGGACCUCUGGAAACAGCUUAACGAAGCGAACAUCCCCUUGCGCAGUUUACCUCGGCCGCGCGACGACCAGUGGGGUAAAGAUAAAAACGGCCGCGAUAUUGGCGAUUACACGAUUGAUGAGUUUAAAACGUACGACGAGAAGAGAGAGCGGUUUUUAAGACUGCAGCUUGCGAGUUAUAGGUUUAGGGAUAUACGGGCGAAGGUUGAGAGGGGAGACGCGGUGCUUGACGGCGAGACUGUGAAGAACGUUUUUGCGUGCACGGACGAAGACGUCGAGGCUGAGAGGGAAAGGAGGAAAGAGAUGGCGGUGUUGAAUCAGGAUUUGUACGGCGUCAAGACGGAUCCGUAUGCCUUGGAUCCGGACUGGGAUGAUGUCGUGCCGAUACCUCAGACGGAUCCUGAGGGUGCGCUUGCGGCUAUUGCGUACCCGGAUGAAUAUGCCGAGGCGAUGGCCUACCUCCGUGCUGUCAUGGCAGUUAAAGAGUAUUCUCCACGAUGUCUCCAGUUAACCGAACGAAUCAUAGCGAUAAAUCCAGCGCAUUAUACCGUCUGGCUAUACCGAUUAUCGAUCAUCGAGGCAUUGAACAUAUCUAUACCGGACGAAAUCGCGUGGCUGAAUGGUAUUGCGCUCACCUAUAUCAAGAACUACCAGAUCUGGAACCAUCGACAACAAUUAAUAGAACACUACUACCCCGCAAUCGUCACCUCGCCGUCAGAUGUAGCCGCCUUAGGUGAAAGUGAACGGAAAUUCCUAGAAAGGAUGCUAAGAUUGGACACAAAGAACUAUCACGUCUGGAGUUACCGGCAAUACAUAGUGCGCAAGUUGGGCAUGUGGGGUGACGCCGAGCGCCAUAGCAUAGAGACUCUGAUACUCGAAGAUGUGCGCAAUAACUCCGCUUGGUCCCACCGCUUCUUCAUCGUCUUCUCGGACCCGGCGUAUGCGACACCCAGCUCUCACGCCACGGAACACGAUCCCAAAAUCCCGGCCGAUAUCGUGGAUCGCGAGGUCGACUACGCGGAGCAGAAGAUCCUUUUCGCGCCGCAAAACCAGAGUCCUUGGAAUUACCUCAAGGGUGUGCUAGUGAAAGGUGGGAGGAAAUUAGGGACUGUUCGAGAGUUUAGUGAGCAAUUCGUUAAGAAUCUCGGGACCGAAGAGGUGGAACAAGUCCGUAGUUCACAUGCUCUGGAUCUGUUGGCGGAUAUUUACAAGGAGGCUGGCGAGAAGGAUAAGGCGGACUUGGUAUUGAGAAGAUUAGGUGAGAAGUGGGAUCGUAUUCGUCGUGGAUACUGGGAAUAUCGUAGGAAAUUGCUGGAUGAGAGCUAGCCGUGGAGUCGUGGUAAGGUCUUGUAUUUGGGACUGCGCAUAUUAGGACAGGAAAUUCGCUGUUUGGGUGAACCUAAUGGGUGGCUACGCAUCAUGGUACUUUAUGGAUGAGGCUCAGUGCAGGAUAUGCAGAUAUUAAAUCUAAGGGCCCUAUU
Hypoxylon trugodes is the source of this 1907-nucleotide messenger RNA. Its product is annotated as protein prenylyltransferase. Bases 181 to 1752 code for a protein of 523 amino acids. Lineage: Eukaryota; Fungi; Ascomycota; Sordariomycetes; Xylariales; Hypoxylaceae. The transcript is spliced from 3 exons. Gene Ontology annotation, molecular function: protein farnesyltransferase activity; CAAX-protein geranylgeranyltransferase activity. Gene Ontology annotation, cellular component: CAAX-protein geranylgeranyltransferase complex; cytoplasm; protein farnesyltransferase complex. The record is from RefSeq and is a predicted model, not a curated record. Gene Ontology annotation, biological process: protein farnesylation; protein geranylgeranylation.